AUGCAAUUUGAGCACCAGGAAACCCACUCAGAUCUCUUGGAUCUGUUCAUGAAAAGAGCUUCCAUGUUCAGUUGCAUCCUAAGCUGCUUGUUGCAGCUGGUGUCAGCUCAGGAAAAUUUAACUGUGGUUUCUGUUCCUGAAAACCCCAUCGAGGGUCAAAGUAUCCUCCUGCAUGCCAAGAAUAUCCGGCAGGGAUUUGUGCGAUGCGAGUGGACGCAGCCGUCUGGGGAAAACAUUGUUUUGGUCUCCGAUGCAAAAUUCACCCCGGCUGAUGCUUCCAAAGUCGUCGUGCUGCAUCAGAAUUGUUCCUUGACUAUCAAAAAUCUGAGGUCAACGGAUCGAGGAAGGUACACGGUCAAAGUCACUCUUCCUCCUGCAAAGCAGCAAGAGCCAACAGGACCAGAGAUCUAUAUCGGUUCCAUUUUUCUGACUUUUUGUGAUGAAAAACAAAUCCGUAUCAGAGUCGAACCCCCAAAUCCCCUUGUUGGCCAGAAUGUCAAGAUGACACCCGGAGGCAUGCCAGCCAAGAAUGACCUCUGCUUCUGGAAACAAAAAACCAAAUCUGGAGUGCAGAAAGAAAUCCACGAUUCUGGAGAAGAGCCUCCAAACAAAGAACAGAACCAGCAACAGAAGAUCAAACAAUACGGUUGUUCCUUGCACCUGAACCAGUUAACCGAGGCCGAUUCUGGAAACUACUCUAUUUAUGUCGAAGUGUCUUCAGACCAAAACUCCGGCAGAGAAGGGAAGGGAACCAGAGAACAAAUCAUGUGCUAUCGAAGCCAGACGCAGUUAAUAGUCACAAGGAGUGGAUCAGCUUCUCUGAAAUAUAGUGCAGGAAUCAUGGCUGGGGCUUUGCUUGGAUCCCUCACCUGGGCCAGCAGUCUCUCCCUCCUGCCACUGCUCUUCGGCGUGCUGUCGCCAUUCUCUCCUGAAUGCUGAAUUUGGAAGCCGUUCCUUCCUUUGUGAGAGGUAUUUGCAGAGAAGAGACACACAAGUUAUCCUGCAGCUGCGUGUGUAAAGCUGAACAGCUCUACGCUUGGAUAUUAAGCUUGAUCUGAUGCUGAUUCCUUUUGAAGCUCAACUUCGCCCCAAACUGUAUAUUAGCUUACUUUGUUUCUGUUUAUAUGAAGAAAACCUUAAGUCACUCUCAGCUUUAAAAGUUGAGAACGUUUGCAACCUACAAAACAGCGGAUAAAUAAAUAAAUCUAGGAGUCAAAAAAUGAUGGCAGAUAAUCAAAAUAUCAUAAAAUGUUGUAUUAAGUACCUUUUUAGGAAGUCGAUGUGAUGUUAUCCAAUUUGGAACUCAACAGAAAAAAAAUCUAUGGAUGCCCUUUAUACAUUCUAACAUUGCUCAAAAUAAAAUGUGUUUUUUUCACUUGAAUGAAA
This is a messenger RNA of Pantherophis guttatus, 1386 nucleotides long. The record is from RefSeq and is a predicted model, not a curated record. Lineage: Eukaryota; Metazoa; Chordata; Lepidosauria; Squamata; Colubridae.